GAAUGUUAAGCCAUUUUUGAAGCACUGUAAUAGAAAACAACUUUACUGUUUUACUUGCUGUGUGGUCGUACUUUUGUGCAAGGUUUUACUAGAAAAACCAAUCGAAACUAUGGCAGACAAGGCAGUAUCGACCAUGGCGAAGCCGCAGAUGCGCGGGCUCCUCAACAAUGUCAUCAAGCGCAACUUGAUUGUUGCCCUAGCACUGGCAGGUGUGGCCGGCUUCAGUUUCAAGCAGCUUGUUGGUAAUGAACGCAAGAGGCGGUAUGCUGAAUUCUACAGGACAUAUGAUGCGGAGAAGGAAUUCGAAGAGAUGCGCCAGAAAGGUUUAUUCCAAUCCUGCUAAUUUAUUGAACAACUCUGCUGUAGUAUUAAUAUUAUAAUUGCUGUGAAUAAUGUAAUUUAAAAAAAUAAAAAUCAAUUACUGAUUUCA
Messenger RNA from Papilio xuthus (Asian swallowtail), 430 nucleotides. It is a transcript of the gene cype, whose product is annotated as cytochrome c oxidase subunit cyclope. The transcript is spliced from 3 exons. The record is from RefSeq and is a predicted model, not a curated record. The coding region runs from base 110 to 343 and encodes 77 amino acids. NCBI's taxonomy places the organism in Eukaryota, Metazoa, Arthropoda, Insecta, Lepidoptera, Papilionidae.